AUGAGUAAAACCUACGAUAAGGAAAAGAGAAAAAAAAUCUUUGAUGAAAUUAUUGAUACUGAAGAGAAGUAUUUACUUUCAUUGGAGACGCUGAAUAAGAAUUAUAUUGUACCAUUAAAAAAGAACAAGUACUUGAAAUUUGGUAGAGAACUCAACUCUAUUGUAUCCAAUCUGACAGUUAUUGUCAAUUUUAAUAAUCACUUGCUUUCUAAACUAAAACAAACGAAUGAAGACGAUAUUGGUAAAACUUUCCAAAUGAUAAUUCCCUUCCUAAAGACCUACACCCAGUACUUUAGUAAUUAUGAAGCAGCAUUGAAUAGUAUUAGGGAGGCAGAUAAAAAUCCAAAAAACAAACGAUUUUCUGAAUGGUUGAAAAAGACUGAUGAUCGUGCUAAGGAACAGGGUCAACAAACUUUUAAACAAUUAUUGAUUCAACCUGUUCAACGUAUUCCACGUUACAAUUUACUUUUAUCGGAAGUUUUGAAGAAUACACCAAAAACUCAUGUCGAUUAUGAAAAUUUGAGAAGUGCAUCAGAUAAGAUGAAAGAAGUUGCAGAUCACUUGAAUAGACAAAUUACAGAAAUUGAAAAUAGAAACAAACUAAUCAAAUUGAAAGAAAUUUUCGUUUUGAAUAACACAGGCAAAGGUGUCAUGACUAAUAUCGUUGAACCUCAUCGUAAAUAUGUAUUUGAAGGAGAGUUACAUGUUUUGAGUGAAACUUCAUCUAUUAACAAGCAGAAGCAUUACUUUUUCUUAUUUAGUGAUAUUAUGGUUUGUUGUAAGGAAGUUCCAGAAGAAUUAAAGAGGAAAUUAAUUGAAGAAAAAAAGGCAGCUCAACAAAGUCAAGCUAAUUCGAAAAAACUUGGAGGUCUCAAAAUAUUUUCACGUAAAUCGGAUGCUGGUAACUCAGAUACUGACCAUAAUCAAUUUGGUGCAUUUGAUGAUGAUGAAAACGAAAUUCCAGAUCAUUUCUAUACUAUAACAUUUACAAUCAAAUUUACUGAUAAAAUUGGAACGGGUAAUACACCUGUCAGUUCACCAAUGAUGGCUGCCUCCACUCCAACAAGUCCUUCAAUGGAAAGCUCAACCAACGUUGAAGAAAUAUGGGUCCGUGACUUUUCAUUCAUGGAAGGACGAAAUUUCCAAUUCCCAAAUAUUUUCCAAUUGAUAACAGGAACUGAAACUUAUACAUUUGAAUCAACUGAUGCCAAGUCACGUGAGAAAUGGGUUAACCAUUUGAAUAAUACUUUGGAUGAAUUGAAAAAGAAGAAGAAAGACACAACCAAAGAUCGUGCAAAGGCAAAAGGUUUUCCAGUUGUUAUGGUCAACUCGGCAGCUCUUGUUAUUCAAGCUCUUGCUCGUGGUAAAUUAACAAGAGGCAAGAAGGGAGACGUUGAAAAUAGAUUCAAACCUAGAAAGAAGACCACUAAGUUGAACACUAAUCCAUUAGGUGCUACUUCUCCAUCUUCACCUACAGCUGAUUCUAUACCUACUGGACCUGUCACAAUUGACCAUACUGAUGUUAAUGUGACUGCUCCACCAGAAAAAUCACCUAGACCAGUUGAAGAACCAAUUGCAAAAGUUGAAGAACCAGUCACCAAACCAAUUACACCACGUGUCAUUGAUGAAAAUCCAUCUCAAGAACCAACUAGUGUUAUUGAUGCUGCCACUAUUCCACCACAAACAAAUGUCGUAGAAGAACCACAAGAAACAUCAAAACCAGUAGAAGAACCAAAGCAAGUUGAAGUUGAAAAGCCAGUGGAAGAACCAAUUGUGGAGAAACCAACAGAACCAGUUACAGAGCCAUACGAGGACAAUACUUCUACCACAACAACAGAAGAGGAACCAAAACCUGUUGAACCUGAAGUUGUGGAUUCAGCAACAGUCGAAGAACCAAAGGUCAAGCAACCUGAAAUUGAGGAACCAAAGCAACAAGUUGAUCCAGGUAUUACAACAACAAUUGAAGAACCUGAAGAUGAAGAACCUGCCACACAGACAACUCCUGAAUCAACCAAUAAUGAUGCCAUUAAGAAAUCUCCUCGUGAAUCCAUCUCUGACGGUCUGAGAUCACCUCUCUCCAGUCCAAGACUUUACAGAAAGGACAGUAAUGAGGAAUUCAAAUCACCAACCAAAGAAGAAGAUGAAGAAGUAUACUUUGAUGAGGAAGGAAAUGUCUUACCACCUUGGAAGGUUGAACUCAUGAAGAAAUUCAAAAAGUCAGGCAAAUUCAAUGCCAUUCUUGCUCAACAAAAUGAUAACAAGAAGGUUGAAAAGAAGAUUGACAUGCCAAAUAAGAAGUUGCAAUUAAAUGCAAUUCGUUCCAUGUUUGAGGAGAAGGAUAAACUUGCCAAAGAAGAAAUGCACACUUUACGAAAGGCAAAGGAAAGUCCACAAAAUACUUCAUCUUCCUCUUUGAAAUAAAUGUUU
This is a messenger RNA of Naegleria gruberi, 2427 nucleotides long. RefSeq names its product rhoGEF domain-containing protein. The record is from RefSeq and is a predicted model, not a curated record. The coding region runs from base 1 to 2421 and encodes 806 amino acids. The transcript is spliced from 3 exons. Lineage: Eukaryota; Heterolobosea; Eutetramitea; Acrasida; Naegleriidae. Gene Ontology annotation, molecular function: guanyl-nucleotide exchange factor activity; protein binding.